AUGGAGGGCGAUCUGCCGCAGCCGCCAUCCAAGGUGCUCGACGACGACGAAUUACUCGCCGCCGAGGCCCUCCUCCGCGUGGGCUUCCCCGCCAUGCCCGUCUGCGCCGACAUAAUGGAGGGCGAGACACCGCCGGCGACGGCGGCGGCGGUAUCCAAGGUGCUCGACGACGACAACCUCCUCGCCGAGAUCCUCAUCCGCGUCGGCCUCCCCACCACGCUCGUCCGCGCCGCCGCCGUCUGCAGGCGCUGGCUCCACCACGCAUCCGACCGCAAGUUCCUCCGCCGUUUCCGUGAGCUCCACCCUCCCCGCCUCCUCGGCCUCCACGUCAUUGAGCAGGGCAGGUUUGCGUGGCCGACCGCCGAGUGCUUUGUGCCGAUGCUGCCUCUGCCUCCGGAGCUCGGCGCGGUGGUCCGCCGCGUAAGCUCCAGCCUGGGUAGCUACCGGAGGGACGACGUAAGAUCGACCCGCGUCAUUGGCUGCCGGAACGGCAGUCUACUCAUCCAGCACCGCAUGAUCGAAGGCAGUUCUAGACUUGGCGUGCACAGGCUGCUAUUCCCUGAGAAAGGCAUGACCUUUGUUCCAGCACGCCCACGCCCCAAAAUCCACAGUUCCGUUCACGCAUACCAGGAAGAAAUCCUCACCAAAGAAGGAGAAGGCGGCUUGUCUUACUUGUACAUGUUGGUGCCGUAUACCAGGGAGAGGGAAGAUGAGGUACAAGUAUAUAUGUUGAAGGAUGGUGUCUGGUGCAUGCAUGGUAAUUUGACCGUAGAUGGCAAGCUCAAUCUUAGUCGGCCGGAUGAAGGACCCGUGCUUGUCGACAAUAAGAUCUAUAUUGCAGUUGACCGGAGCGAAAUUACUGUCUUGGAUUUGACGUCCUUGAGUUUCUCCGAAAUUCAGCUCCCACAAGGGGUGGAUCGUGGCGGCAUUGGCGAGCGAAGUACCAGCUUGGCGCGUGCUGAUGCCGCUGGUGUAUACCUUAUCCAUGUCAAGGAGCUUCAAAUUCGCCUAUGGCUCCACAAGGAAGGCGACUGGUUGCUAGUGGACACCAUUUGUCACCGGUAG
Messenger RNA from Aegilops tauschii subsp. strangulata, 1065 nucleotides. RefSeq lists its product as uncharacterized. The record is from RefSeq and is a predicted model, not a curated record. NCBI's taxonomy places the organism in Eukaryota, Viridiplantae, Streptophyta, Magnoliopsida, Poales, Poaceae. Gene Ontology annotation, molecular function: protein binding.